Messenger RNA from Microtus oregoni (creeping vole), 844 nucleotides. RefSeq names its product myogenic factor 6 (gene Myf6). Gene Ontology annotation, biological process: muscle organ development; regulation of transcription by RNA polymerase II; positive regulation of myoblast differentiation. Lineage: Eukaryota; Metazoa; Chordata; Mammalia; Rodentia; Cricetidae. Gene Ontology annotation, molecular function: RNA polymerase II cis-regulatory region sequence-specific DNA binding; protein dimerization activity; DNA-binding transcription factor activity, RNA polymerase II-specific. The coding region runs from base 1 to 729 and encodes 242 amino acids. The record is from RefSeq and is a predicted model, not a curated record. The transcript has 3 exons.
AUGAUGAUGGACCUUUUUGAAACUGGCUCCUAUUUCUUCUACUUAGAUGGAGAAAAUGUGACUCUGCAGCCAUUAGAAGUGGCCGAGGGCUCUCCUUUGUAUCCAGGGAGUGAUGGUACCCUGUCCCCCUGCCAGGACCAAAUGCUCCAGGAAGCCGGGAGCGACAGCAGUGGAGAGGAACACGUACUGGCGCCCCCGGGCCUGCAACCUUCCCACUGCCCGGGUCAGUGUCUGAUCUGGGCUUGCAAGACUUGCAAGAGAAAAUCUGCUCCUACAGAUCGGCGGAAAGCUGCCACCCUGCGCGAAAGGAGGAGGCUAAAGAAAAUCAACGAGGCCUUUGAGGCCCUGAAGCGUCGGACUGUGGCCAACCCCAACCAGAGGCUGCCCAAGGUAGAGAUUCUGCGGAGCGCCAUCAGCUACAUUGAGCGUCUGCAAGACUUGCUGCAUCGGCUGGAUCAGCAGGAGAAGAUGCAGGAGCUGGGGGUGGACCCCUAUAGCUACAGACCCAAGCAAGAAAUUCUUGAGGGUGCGGAUUUCCUGCGCACCUGCAGCCCCCAGUGGCCAAGUGUUUCGGAUCAUUCCAGGGGGCUCGUGAUAGCUACUAAGGAAGGAGGAGCAAGCGUGGAUGCCUCGGCCACCAGCAGUCUCCAGUGCCUUUCUUCCAUAGUGGACAGUAUUUCCUCGGAGGAACGCAAACUCCCCAGUGUGGAGGAGGUGGUGGAGAAGUAACUCGGCCAGCAUUUGGGACAUUCUUCACUCAACAGGAAGACCUCUUAUGGACUAAUCAUUUAGGUUAGGGCUCACGGACCCCAGAGUUUAUGAAAGCAUAUGAAACACACUCACA